AGGCAGAGCCUUUCUUGUGCGCCUGCGCGUGAGAAAGAGCGAGAACGGACGCGCACGUGCGUGUUCUCGCGGUAUUUGGGGGGUAGGAGCAGGUAGCGCGAGCGGAGUCGCGGGUGGGGGAGAGAAGGCCCCCCGCCCCCCUCGAGCGGCCGUAAAGGAGGGCGGGGCCAGGACGGACGACGACCGAGACCACGGCGGCAGGAGAAGCGGCAGCGGCGAUACCGCCAUCGUACUCUCGCGAUAUUUGGCGGCUCACCUUCUCCCCUCACUUUCCUACCUCCCACCCCCGGCCUAGAAGCGGCGCCCUUUCGCGGUGGGCAGGAGGGAGAUGGGAGCUUCGCUGGGUCCUUAGGUCGGGGAGGCUGAGAGGGCGCCCCGUGUCGGGCCAGGCCGAGGGGCCCCCGUGGGGCUUCCCAAGGAACCAGGCCGGGGAGGGGGCGCGGUGGAGGGGGCGCCUCUCCUUCCUCAGGUCCCCGAGGGAGGUUGGAGUAGCCCAGGAAGCGCAGGUGCCGCCCUUCCUUCUGUGCAGUGAGUGGGGAGGGAUCCUCUUCUACCUGGGGGCCUGUUAACGGAAGUCUGGCGUGAGCGGGGAGGUCUCAGAAUCCCCACCUUAGAAGAUUGGGAAGCCAGCAGGGGAGGGGAAAGGGCCCUGGACCUUUCCUUGCGCUGGGGUGUUCAUGUUCCCAAGUGGUAGCGUUAAGGGAAGGAUGGGUUCUUACUCAGGGUCUUAACAGCCCAGCCUUGCCCCUGAUGCCUUGAGGACGAAGGGAGAUCUAGUCAGAGCUACCUAUUCUCAGCCCAAGCGGUUUAGGAGAGCCCUGCUCAGAGAUCUAUCUGUAGCAACGGACCCCCUCCCCCCAUAGGGCACCCUUUUCACUCUAAGAUUCUAGACAUCUUUAUUGGCUCAAGUCUUUGCAUAUCAGCCAUAUUUCCCUCAGAUGUCGGAGUGGUGAAGGCAGGUUGAAUGUAGGAGGGAAAGAGAGAGAAGCCCCUUGAUUGUGGAAGGGAGUGAGAAGGGUUAGUGUUUUGAGGGGGUUUGGAGGCUUGCCCCCCUCUUUCCGAGCACAGUGGAGAAGGAAUGCCAAACCCAGAGAGACAUGGGGGCAAGAAGGAUGCAGGGGGAGGGGGGUGCUUGCAUCAGGAGGCCAUGGCGAGUGGUGGGAGCUCGAACAACAAAGAGAGGCACCGGCUCGCCAAGCACAAAAGACACAAGUCCAGGCAUUCCAAAGACUCACCCUCGGGUUCCCAAGAACCAGCCACAUCUCUGGGCAGCAUGAUCAAACCGCUUGUGGAGUACGACGACAUCAGUUCUGACUCCGAUACUUUCUCGGAUGAAGCAAUUGUCAAGCUGGAGCAUCAGGAGAACGAUGAGAAGAAAGGGGCGUCGGAGCGGAGUGACCGGUUACAUAGGCAUCGCCAUCACCAGCACAAACGCGUCCGUGAGCUGAUGAAAAGCAAGCAGGUGGACAAGGAAAAGCGGCCGGAGAGGAACCAAGAGUCCUCAAGCAAGCUGAGUUCCAACAAGGAUAGAGUGUCAGGGACCUCUAAAAGACUCCAUGAGGAGAAUGAUGACCACUCCUCAAAGUCAUCCAAGAGCAGUGGCAAGGAGUCCCGCUCAGCCAGAUUGCAUAAGGAAAGGUCCAGGAAAGAGCGCGAGGUGAAAUCUGGGCACAAAGACCGUGCCAAAAGUCACCGGAAAAGGGAUGCCCCUAAGAGCUACAAAUCGCUCGACAGCCCGAAGCGGAAAUCGAGGAGUCCCCACCGCAAAUGGUCAGACAGUCCAAAGCAAGAUGACAGCACUUCAGGCGCAUCAUACACCCAAGACUAUGAUUUAAGUCCUCCACGUUCGCACACAUCUAGUAACUACGAUUCCUAUAAGAAGAGUCCAGGUGGGUCCUCCCGGAGGCCAUCUGUUAGCCCACCAUACAAGGAACCUGCUGCUUAUCAGUCCAGUGUGCGCUCUCCUAGUCCGUAUGGAAGGCGCCAACGAUCUGUUAGCCCAUACAGCCGAAGACGAUCGUCCAGCUAUGAGAGGGGGAGUGGAUCAUACAGCGGACGGUCCCCCAGUCCAUUCAAUCGAAGGCGUUCCAGUAGUCCUUUUAUCUCCAAGCGGUCACUGAGCCGGAGUCCUGUGUCCAGGAAACCUAUGAAAUCACGAAGCCGAAGUCCUGCUUACUCGAGGCAUUCAUCAUCUCACAGCAAAAAGCAGAGAUCUGGGUCCCGCAGUCGCCAUUCCAGUAUCUCACCUGCUCGGCUACCGUUGAACUCCAGCCUGGGUGCCGAGCUGAGCAGGAAGAAAAAAGAGAGGGCCGCAGCAGCAGCAGCAGCUGCAAAAGUUGACGGGAAGGAGACCAAGGACUCUCCUAGCUUUUUGUCUAGGAAAGAGAACAGCUUGGCUGAAGUUAAAGAGGUGGCGACGGAGGCCAAGAAGACGAAAACAACGAAGCCCGAAAAGUGCCCUUCUGAUGUGGAGCCAGCAAACGUGCCCCAGCCCAACGCGGAGGCAAAAACUGCCACUGAGCCCGUAAAAACAAAGGCGGUAGAGAACUCUGAGAGGAAGCCGCCUGCUCCACCGAAAGACUCGAAAGCAACGGGAACAAAAGAUGUGAAGCCUGUUAUUGCCAAGGAGGAAACUGUGACUCCCAAGGAAACCGAGACUGCUGAGAAGGAGGCCCCGCCUCCGUUGCCUUCUGCAAAGUCACUACCUCCCUUGCCAGUGUCAUCGCCCCCUCCCCAAGCUCCGCCUCCAUUGCCCCCUCUUCCUCCAUCGCUGGUGGCUCCCCCUCUGCCCCCUGCCCAGUCACCCACUGUGCCCACCCCUGCUUCUGCUCCUUCAUCUUUGCCAGCCUCUGCCCACGCCAGGACAUCUCUGAUUACUCAGGCCAAUUCUCAACCCACCGCACAGCCCUCCUCGAAAGGGCACAUUUCAGUGACAGCCACUGUCCCCCACCUGAAAACAUCCACGUUGCCUCCGCUCCCUUUCCCGCCUGUCCUGCCUGGGGAAGAUGACAUGGAUAGUCCAAAAGAGAUUGCACCUCCAAAACCUGUGAGGAAGGAGAAAGAACAGAGACCACGACACUUGCUCAUGGACCUCCCGCUCCCUCCAGAGCUUCCUGGUGGAGAUCCUUCGCCUCCUGAGUCUCCGGAACCAAAGGCAGCCACACCACCUCAGCAACCGUUGAGGAAGAGACCAAAAAUCUGUUGUCCUCGUUACGGUGAGAGGCGGCAGACUGAAAGUGACUGGGGAAAGCGUUGCGUCGACAAAUUUGACAUCAUCGGUAUUAUUGGCGAAGGGACGUAUGGGCAAGUGUACAAAGCCAAGGACAAGGACACAGGUGAAUUGGUGGCUUUGAAGAAAGUGCGGCUAGACAAUGAAAAGGAGGGCUUCCCCAUCACGGCCAUUCGUGAAAUCAAGAUCCUCCGACAGCUGAUCCACCGUAGCGUUGUCAACAUGAAGGAAAUAGUCACGGAUAAACAAGAUGCACUGGAUUUCAAGAAGGACAAAGGUGCCUUUUACCUCGUGUUUGAAUAUAUGGACCACGACCUCAUGGGAUUGCUAGAAUCUGGGUUAGUGCACUUCUCUGAGGACCACAUCAAGUCUUUCAUGAAGCAGUUGAUGGAGGGGCUGGACUACUGUCACAAAAAGAACUUCCUGCACCGAGACAUCAAGUGCUCCAACAUCUUACUAAACAACAGUGGGCAGAUCAAACUAGCAGACUUUGGACUUGCCCGGCUCUACAGUUCAGAAGAAAGCCGUCCAUACACCAAUAAAGUUAUAACGUUAUGGUAUCGACCACCUGAAUUGCUGCUAGGCGAAGAACGCUACACACCAGCCAUAGAUGUCUGGAGUUGUGGCUGCAUCCUUGGGGAACUAUUUACAAAGAAGCCUAUUUUUCAAGCCAACCUUGAGUUGUCCCAGCUUGAAUUAAUCAGCCGGCUCUGUGGGAGCCCCUGCCCAGCUGUGUGGCCAGAUGUCAUCAAAUUACCCUACUUCAACACCAUGAAACCGAAAAAGCAAUACCGUAGGCGCUUGCGGGAAGAGUUUUCUUUCAUCCCUUCUGCUGCUCUCGAUCUGCUGGACCACAUGUUGACGCUGGACCCCAAUAAACGAUGCACAGCAGAGCAGGCUUUGCAGAGUGACUUCCUGAAAGAAGUUGAUGUCAGCAAGAUGGAUCCUCCAGACCUCCCUCACUGGCAAGACUGCCACGAACUGUGGAGCAAGAAACGUCGACGGCAACGACAGAGUGGGAUCGUGGUAGAAGAGCCCCCUUUAGCAAAGGUUUCUCGGAAAGAGACGGCCUCCACAAUCAGCACAGACACCAUCAAGAAUCACAACAGUCCAGCAAACCCACCGCCUGCCCCAAUCAAAAGCCACCCAAGUGCCGGAGACUCACUCGUUGGACUUGGUAGCAUCACGCAGCAGCUGAACCAGAGCGAGCUGGCUGUCUUGCUGAACUUGUUGCAGAGCCAGACGGACCUCAGUAUCCCACAGAUGGCCCAGCUGCUCAACAUCCACUCGAACCCGGAGAUGCAGCAACAGCUGGAGGCUCUCAACCAGUCUAUCAACGCUCUGAAUGAAGCCACCACGACCACGGAGCCGAGUUCUCAGAAGUCCACAGAAGACGAAGCAGCCGCUGAGGAGCCAGCCCCGCCCCCGGCCGAGCCACCGGAGGAGCAGGCCACCCCCGAAGCAGCUGGCCAUCAGGGAGACGUGCAGAAUGUACUGGCUGUGUUGCUGAGCCAGCUCAUUAAGAACCAGGAGCCCACAGCCAGUGGCGAGGAGAGCAAUAGCGAGAACAGCAGUGAGACGCGGGGGCUGCGGAAAACCCCCACUUUGGCUCAGGAGGAAACCGCAGCCUGUCCUCACAUUCUCCCACCAGAGAAGAGACCCCCCGAGCCUCCCGGACCGCCGCCGCCACCAAAUCUGGCCGAGGAGAACCUCUCCAACGCAGCUCAGGGGUUGAACCCAACUGUUACAGCUGCCCUGCUUCACCUUUUAGCGCAGCAAGAGGCAGGGCCACCGAGCCACCCAAAGCACGAACCCCAACCGGCAAAGCCCUCCUCGGAUUACGCCAGGUCACAGCCCUCAGCCAGGACUUUUGCCACUGACGGGCCAGAGGGCAGCAGCUUUGAUGUCGACGAACGGAAUUCCAGCCAGACUUUGACAGAGACGUCGCCCCAGACUUUGGGGAAAAGUAGGACCUUUCUGGGCUCCACGAGUCACCUGGGGGAGUCGAGCACCUACCAGGGUGCAGGAUCUGUUCAGUUCCCAGGGGACCAGGACCUCCGUUUCACUCGAGUCCCCAUAGGGAUACACUCUGCCAUCGGGCAGUCGUUCAUCAAAACUGAAGGGAGCCACAACACCCUGGCACACCCAGAGGCCAAAAUCCACAACUACAGUGAGGUGGGAGUGGCAAACGCUAGUUCUAGUGAUGCAGGAACCAGUCACACAUGGGGGAAUCCAGUCCAGUCCACUGCUUAUGGAAAAACCUUUCGUGGGCCAAGUAGAGCGCCCCCGAGAGGGGGACGAGGAAGAGGGGUACCUUAUUAAGUGACUGGAGGGGGUGGUGUCUUUGGAAAGGGGUGUGGUGGAUUCCUCUCAACUAAAGCAGCCGGUUUGCCAGGGCAAACAACACCCCCUGUGUGUGGUCUCCACAAAGAAAAUUGGCUCAUUGUUGCUAUUUCUUUUUCCUUUUUUGUUCACCGAGCUGUUUUCAGCCCCUCUCCCCCCCACAUCCCACCCCUCCUUAACCUCAAUUUAGAGUUCUUUGUCCUGAAUUGGAAUCUGUCCACACUUAAAAGACCUCCUGAUCUGAAUUGGGCUUUCCCACUCAGGGAUGAAGAAAGAAGUCCUUUAAAAAAAUUAAUAACAAUUAAAUUGGCAAAUAUGAACUGAAUGUGUUUUCUAGCCUGGAGCCAGAAUAUCUGGAUGAAAUGAACUGGCACACUGGUCUAUAUAUGCAGCCGAAUGAGGCACCGGAAUGAACAGUCGAUCACAUUUUUUGUUCCCUCCAUUUUUUCAAAUCCUCCUUGCAAGUGGAGAACUUUCUUAGAACAUCUGCGAGAUGGGUGUUUUCUCAGCCCUUUUUCUUAUAUUAAUUUGCUGAUCAGAAGGUGGGUUUUUAUAGGAGGUGUUGGGAUAGCCGUGCAAAAAAUGCAAUUUUCCCAUUUGCAGCCUAAAUCGAGUACGCCGUGCGUUGCCACCUCAUUUGAUUCCAUGUAUAGACCCAGGCUCAAUAUUGCAAAGAUGAUGUGUGUUUUGUUUUUCCCUCUCGCCUCCUUGAAUUUAAAGAUUCAUCAGAUGGUACCAAUAUGCCUUUUAUUCCAAACUAAAAGAAUUGGGCUCGUGUUGCGUAAGAUUUGGGGCCACCCCCCACCCCCACCCCGGGCCGUAUUUUCUUCACUUGGAAAGGCAGGAUGCCGCAUUAUUUCAUGGGCAAACUGUCCCAUCUUACUGUGAAAGCCCCUGAGCUGACAUCUACACCUUCCAAACCUUAGUUGAACUGCGUUUCUGUAGCAUCCAGGAGUCCGUUGACGUUUGGAUGAAUUUAGGUUUGUUUUUUUUAAAAAAAAAUUCUCUUUAAUAAUGGCAAGUGUCUUUUUGUUGGAAGUUCUUCAGGCCAAAGUAAAUGGCUAAAAUAAAAACAAAACAAAAAGAAAACUUUGUAAUCCUUAAAUUCUCUGGGUUGGAAGGAGUUUCGACUGAAGCUGGAGAGAACCUCAAUAAGUCUUGAGUUUUUUCAGCUACUCAGGUAUGGGUCUCUUGAGGUAUUUUGCUGUUUGCGAUGUUAAGGAAGCCUCUGGAACUUUUCUCAGUGAGGAUAUCUCUUAUUUUUUUAAAAAUGAUUUAGGGAUGUGUGAGGGAGAACAUGAAAGCUGUGGUUUUGAACCCCAAAACACAGUGCAGAAAUUUGAGUGACUGUAAUUUUGGCAUGGAGGGAUGUAUUCUCCCCCCCCCCCCCCCCGCCCCUUUAAACUUGCAGUGUUCAAAGGGAGAAAUGUGUCUGAAAUGGGAGGGGGAAUGUUCUGCCAUUGGCUUCACUGCUCAACAAAAGUGAUUUUUUAUUUUUUUUUUAUUAUACAAAAGUGAAAAUACUACCCAACUGGGUAAUUCAUUGCUGCUGAGGGUGGGAGACAUAAUAUGCCUUACUAGUACUAUAACAGGACAAGAGUGACAGAGAGAUCGGUGGGGGUGAGGGAGAAUGUUGAAAUAUCUUCGAAGUUUUGAAUGGAAAAGGGUGAUAUUGGCUGUAAUAUAUUAGUCCCCCUUCUACAAACUGAAGACAAAAAAAAGUUAUCAAACCUAUGAAGUGUAGUAAGUUUGCAAAUUCCAAGUGUAAACUGUAUGCGUAUUUUUUUAAAUUCAGUUGCCAUUUCAUGGCUAACAUGCAAAACGGAAAGUACUGUAUGUGCAGAGUAUGGUAAAUAAAACGGAGAGGCUUCUCCUAGGCAUUUCUUUAAA
Sphaerodactylus townsendi is the source of this 7462-nucleotide messenger RNA. It is a transcript of the gene CDK12, whose product is annotated as cyclin dependent kinase 12. Gene Ontology annotation, molecular function: ATP binding; cyclin-dependent protein serine/threonine kinase activity; RNA polymerase II CTD heptapeptide repeat kinase activity. Gene Ontology annotation, biological process: positive regulation of transcription elongation by RNA polymerase II; transcription elongation by RNA polymerase II; protein phosphorylation. The coding region runs from base 1079 to 5551 and encodes 1490 amino acids. NCBI's taxonomy places the organism in Eukaryota, Metazoa, Chordata, Lepidosauria, Squamata, Sphaerodactylidae. The record is from RefSeq and is a predicted model, not a curated record. The transcript is spliced from 14 exons. Gene Ontology annotation, cellular component: cyclin/CDK positive transcription elongation factor complex; nucleus.